This is a messenger RNA of Linum tenue, 1802 nucleotides long. The record is from the annotation of a GenBank genome assembly. Lineage: Eukaryota; Viridiplantae; Streptophyta; Magnoliopsida; Malpighiales; Linaceae.
GCAGUGUUUGACAAGGAACAUCACUUUCAUCACAUGAGGUCGUCGGCAAUCAAAUCCCAGGUGUGUUUUAGUGUGUGUGUAUAUAUAUGCAGAGAGCUGCCCAUCAAAUCCCUACCAAAAUCCACAUCCUGAAAUCUCAAACAAAAAACACACCAAGAACAACAAUCAUGGUCAUGGACUACCAUUUCUUAGUCUUUUCUAGCCUAGCGGCUAUCAUCUACGGCGCCCUGCGAGUUUCCUAUUCCAUUUGGUGGAAGCCCAAGUCCCUGGAGAGGAAGUUGAAGCAGCAGGGAAUCACAGGGACUUCCUACAAACCGCUGCUCGGGGAUAUGAAGGACUUCAUCAAGCACAUAACCGAAUCAUGGUCCAAACCCAUCAAUCUGAACCAUCAGAUUGCAGGCCGGGUCGACCCAUUUACGCUGAACAUCGUCCAGAAGUAUGGAAAUGUGGCUAUGUUCUGGUUUGGGAAAACACCAAAGGUGAUCAUCAAAGACCCAGAGCUGAUACAAGAGGUGCUCUCCAACAAGCUUGGCCAUUUCGGGAAGCCGCCUUUGAACCCACUUAUCCUCAUCCUUGCCAGAGGGUUGACGGUUCUGGAAGGUGAGAAAUGGGCUAAACACAGGAAGAUCAUCAAUCCUGCUUUCCACCUUGAGAAGCUCAAGGGUAUGUUGCCUGCAUUUGGGCUCAGUUGCAGCAACAUGAUAGCACAAUGGAACGAAAUGGUUGGUCCUCAGGGAACUUGUGAAGUGGAUGCCUGGCCUGAGCUUCAGAAGCUCACCAUGGAUGCUAUCUCAAGGGCUGCAUUUGGUAGCAGCUAUGAACAAGGGAAGAAGAUCUUUCAGCUUCAGAAAGAACUGAUUUUGCUGGUUAUGGAAGCCAUGCAGACCUUGUACAUUCCUGGGUUCAGGUUUUUGCCAACCAAGAAGAAUCUGAGGAGGAAAACACUGGACAGAGAGAUAACGUCAACGCUGAGAGGUAUAAUUGAGGAAAAGCAGAACGCCAUGAGAGCUGGGGAAUCAAGAACAGAUGACUUGCUGGGGCUUCUCUUGCAGUCAAAUGAACACAACAACCAAUCAGAAAGCACGAGUAGCAAGAAAGGUGACCAUGGUUUGACAAUAGAAGAGGUUAUAGAGGAAUGUAAGGUAUUCUAUGUGGCAGGUCAAGAGACAACCUCAAGCUUUGCUAACAUGGACGAUGAUAGUUCUAGCUAUGCACCCAGACUGGCAAGAAAAAGCAAGACAGGAAGUUAUGCAAGUUUGUGGGAAGGAUGAAGAACCGACUUUUGAAGCCCUGACCCACCUCAAGAUUGUGACAAUGAUACUAAAUGAAGUACUAAGGCUAUAUCCAUCAGCAAUUGCUCUCUACCAACAUACUUACAGAGAGACAAAGAUCGGAAACCUGUCACUGCCAGCAGGGGUUGAUGUAACUCUGCCCAUACUGCUCAUUCAUCACGAUACUCAGCUUUGGGGGAACGAUGCAGAUGAAUUCAAACCAGAAAGAUUCUCUGAAGGAGUUGCAAAGGCAUCAUCUAAACAUCGACUGGCCUUCUUUCCUUUCGGCUGGGGGCCAAGGACCUGUAUAGGCCAACAGUUUGCCAUAUUAGAAGCUAAGAUGGCUCUGGCUAUGAUUCUACACAAUUUCUCGUUUAAGCUCUCACCUUCUUAUGCACAUGCCCCCAAUACUGUUAUGUUGCUUCAACCACAGCAUGGAGCUCAACUGAUCCUCCACAAACUCUAAGGAUUCCAGAGUUGCUGGUGCAAUCUUCUCCUGUAUGGACUUCAAUAUAUAAUAAUAAUAAUAAU